Mucor mucedo is the source of this 1893-nucleotide messenger RNA. RefSeq lists its product as uncharacterized. The record is from RefSeq and is a predicted model, not a curated record. Bases 1 to 1893 code for a protein of 630 amino acids. NCBI's taxonomy places the organism in Eukaryota, Fungi, Mucoromycota, Mucoromycetes, Mucorales, Mucoraceae. The transcript is spliced from 8 exons.
AUGUCUUUUACCAAGGCGGUUUUCUCGUGGCGUGUUUCCUGGCUUUCGGCCUUUUGUUUCGUUCCACGCAAAAUAUCCAACGAACACUUUGAUUUUGAACUGUUGAUCUACUAUAUGCUGAGAGUCAUGGAGUCAUAUCUGAAUCAUCCAUUUGAACUUUCAUUUGGUUUGACAUACGGCGGUGCUCAUUGUGAAAUCCCGGUCAACUGGUUGAAUCAGUUCUUCCAGCUCGUUUUUACUCAAAUGGAUGAUCAUUUGGUGGAUCCUCAUUUAUUUAAUCCAAACUUUCAUUUGCAACGUUAUAUUCGUAAAUUUCCUGAAGUAGUGACUAAUGAUUUAGUUACACGAACCCGGUCUGUCGUCAGCAUAAGCGAAUUAAGUAAUAACAUUGCUUUGUCCGAAAUUCGUUUACCAAAAGACUCCUGGAAUGGCUGUUAUAAUCGCUUUCCUGAUUAUUGGCCUCAAGACACAUAUACCUGUUGGUAUAAAGACCAGAUUCGCGAUCAGGAAAUUUUCUGGUGCUUAAACACAUUUUUAAAUAGCGUCUAUAAUUUGAAUGAUUUGGUUGACGUAUUUCUGUCUUUUAUUCCGGAAAGUAAGAGAGCAUCAGGAAAAGGUGGGAUUCAUAUCACGCACGAUGGUGGUAUAACUACAAUGAUUCCUUCGGUGCCAAAUUGGGACGUUGUUUACAAAUGCUUAAUGGAACGAAAAAAACAGACUUCCAAUACUCACCUUACAGAUCGCAAUCAUGCUAUAGAUUUAUGUAUUCCUCACAACAGUGUCAACUUUAUUGUUAGCACGAGUGAGCAUCUAGCUAAUAGCGAAACUCAUUUGACAUUAGAGUUUUUGAAUGAAUGUAUAGUUGGGUUUAACAGAUCAAGCACAGAGACAUCUCGACAAAUGAUUACGUUGGAAUACAUGGUACCGUGGUUGAAGAAUCUUGUCUUCUUUACCUACUCUCUUAACGGAAAAGAUGCAUCAAAGGUAAAAGAUGUCAUUCGAUCUUUGAUUACUAUCACAGCUGAAAAAUCCGAGGUGUAUGAGCAUAUUCAAAAAAAUAUCUGGAAUACUUUAAAGGAUAUCGAUGAACUUCAUAAUUUAGUGAUUGAUUCACUUAUUCAGUUCUCAGUCGAAAGUGGUAUUAGGUCAUCGCAAGCGGAAGCUAUUGCUGAUACGCUUGUUAUAAUGAAUUGUAAUGCUAUCCGAGGAAAAGUGAUUAACCGAAUGCGCAGAGUACUUCAAAGUACGUCUCACAACUGCAAGCAAACCCUAAUCAAGCAUCAAUCGUGGCAUGAAAUUGGUUGUUUGGUGCGCUUCAUGCUCACCAUAUCAUUUUAUACUGAAGACAUUGAAACACCUUAUGUCGCAGAAAUACUCCACAUUAUAUCGCUGGUAGUCUCAACCGGACCAACCUUUAUUCGAUCAUCUGUACAUGAACUUGUUGUGAACUUUAUUCACGCACUUGUAACAAACAAAAAUAUCCGCCCGGAAAACCGAAAGAAGCUGAAAUAUGUCUUGAACGAUGUCUGUGACGGAAAGUAUCGUGUACAUUUUGGCCUUAGUAAAUCCUAUGCCAAUGCGUUUACAAUUACUGAGGAGACAAUGACAGACAAUGUUGAAAACAUGAGCCUGGGAUCGCUUGAAGUAAUUGUUCGUCUUUUAUUGGAUGCUACAAACUAUGCUGCACCAACGAUAGAUGCUGCAAAUACAUGGCACGCUCGAUGGAUGAGUUUGGUUACAAACAUGGCCUUCCGUUUCAAUCCAGCUCUUCAGCCUAGAGCUUUUGUUAUUUUAGGUUGUCUGGCGCAAGACGAAAUUGAUGAUGAUCUUUUGUUUCAAACUUUCAUUGUUCUUCGAAAUGAAUUAGCGCGCUUUAAGGAAACAGAUCCUUAA